Molecule: messenger RNA, 2753 nt
Organism: Limanda limanda (common dab)
Lineage: Eukaryota; Metazoa; Chordata; Actinopteri; Pleuronectiformes; Pleuronectidae
Gene: tgm2l
Product: transglutaminase 2, like
Exons: 15
Coding region: 73-2139 (688 amino acids)
Biological process (GO): peptide cross-linking
Molecular function (GO): protein-glutamine gamma-glutamyltransferase activity
Source: RefSeq, a predicted model, not a curated record
ACACGACUGACCGAGCAGAGCAGAGAAGAGUCUGGAGGAGCAACUUUUAGAAGACGAGAAAAAAGAUCUGCGAUGGCCAAUCACAACGGUCUGAUCCCCAACGUGGAUGUGAGAAGUCAUGAAAACAACUUGCUGCACCGCACCAGGGAGAUUGAUCGGGAGCGCUUGAUCGUGCGCAGGGGGCAGCCCUUCUCCAUAUCCCUGCAGUGCUCCGACUCGCUGACCCCGACGGACCAUCUAGAGCUGGUCCUGCACCUCGGUAAAAAAGACGAGGUGGUGAUCAAGGUGCAGAAGGAGUUCGAGGCUGGAGAUAAGUGGUGGUUUAACCAGCAGGGAGCGCAGGAUGAAAUUCUGCUGACUCUUCACAGUCCGGCGGACGCCAUCAUUGGCGAGUACCAUCUGACUAUGUCGAUCACGUCAUCGGACGGACACAUCGUGAAGAAGACUGAGAAGAUUGGGUUCCACCUGCUCUUUAACCCCUGGUGCAGAGAGGAUGCUGUCUACCACCCUGAUGAAAAGAUGCUCCAGGAGUACAUUAUGAAUGAGGAUGGGAUCAUUUACAUGGGAGCCUGGAAUGACAUUAGGAACAAGCCCUGGAAUUAUGGACAGUUUGAGGACUAUGUGAUGGACAUCUGUUUUAAAGUUCUGGACCACUCCAAGGACGCUAUGACGAACUCAAAGAUGGACCUUGAGAAGAGAUCUGACCCCGUCUACGUCAGCAGGAUGAUCACUGCGAUGGUGAACUCUAACGGGGACAAGGGGGUGUUGACUGGUAAGUGGCAGGAGCCAUACACUGGCGGGUUUGCACCAAAUCGAUGGACCGGCAGCGUGCCCAUCCUUCAGCAGUGGAGCAAGGGGGGGUCGGUCAAAUAUGGCCAGUGCUGGGUGUUUGCUGCUGUCGCUUGCACAGUGCUGCGUUGUCUGGGAAUCCCAACACGACACAUCACCAACUUCGACUCAGCCCACGAUGUUGAUGGAAACCUCUCUGUAGAUAUCCUGGUGAAUGAAAGUAUGGAGAGCGUUGGCAAGAAAGACAGUAGCUGGAACUUCCACUGUUGGGUCGAGUCCUGGAUGAGGAGAGACGACCUCCCUGAAGGGAAUGGCGGCUGGCAGGUUUUGGACCCCACCCCUCAAGAACUGAGUGAUGGUGAGUAUUGCUGUGGCCCGUGUCCACUCAACGCCAUCAAGGAGGGAAAUCUGAACGCAAAGUACGACGCUCCGUUUGUCUUCGCCGAGGUGAACGCUGACAUCGUCUACUGGAUGGUUGGACCAGAAGGCCACCGGAGGAAGAUCAAGGCGGAACACAGCAGCGUGGGGAAGAACAUCAGCACCAAGAGUGUUUACGGCGACUACAGGGAGGAUGUCACGCAGCUCUACAAAUACCCCGAAGGCUCCAAGAAGGAGAGAGAGGUGUACGAGAAGGCCGGACACCGAGUCACAGAGCCGAUCCCUGACCACGUAGAACCAACACAACUGCAGCUGCAGCUGUCAAUCAAGCACGGAAAGCCUGUGUUUGGCACCGACUUCGAUGUGAUAGUUGAGGUGAAGAAUGGCGGAAAGGAAGAGGCCAAUGCUCAGCUGAUCAUCCUGGCCGCCGCCGUAACCUACAAUUCCAUCUAUCAAGGGGAGUGUCAGAGGAAGGCGACCACGGUGACCGUGCCGGCUUACAAAACCCACAAGGAAGUUCUGCGUCUGCGCUACGACGACUACGUCAACUGUGUCUCUGAGCACCACCUGAUCAGGGUGAAAGCGCUCGUGGAGGUUCCAGGGGAGAAUGAACCCGUCAUGACUGUGACCAACAUUCCACUGAGCAUGCCUGAACUCCUUGUACAGGUAUCUGGGAGCUCUGUUGUUCAGGAGAGGGCGACAGCCCUCAUCUCCUUCACCAAUCCCCUUGCUGUCCCACUAAAGCGUGGCAUGUUCACCUUAGAGGGGUCCGGACUGCUACUCUCCUCUGCGAUCUAUGUCAAAGGUGACAUCGCUCCAGGCCAGAAGGUGGCUGUCAAGAUCUCCUUCUCGCCCAUGAGGGUCGGGGUGAGGAAGCUGCUGGUGGACUUUGACUCUGACAGGCUGAAGGACGUGAAAGGAAUCGCGACAGUGGUCGUCCGCAAAAGAAACGUGUUUAGUAGGUUUUCUUAAAAAAAACAGACAUCUAAUCGGUCUGAAACCGCCGACACAUAUUAAAGUGUGAGAUAACCUGAGAGGUGUAACGGUCCUGUUUGAAAAAGAUUUGGAAAACAAAAAGGAUUAGAUCUAUAGUGUUUUUUCUAAAAGUGAAGCGUGAAGGAUAAACAUGUCGACAUCCAUUGGUCAACAAAUACUAGAUUAUUUUAAGGUUACCACGUAUUUGAGCAUUUCUGACUUUGCAUUAUGUCUGACACUCGACGUCCACGUGGAAAUAUAGGAAACAGCAGGUGGCAUGUUGUCUACACGACAAAUAAGUAAAAAAAUUAUAUUUUUAUAUUCCUUCCGAGUGCCAUUUGUUCUUUGUCAUUCUCAUCAUCACUUACUGAAUACAUUAAAUGAAAACCGACGGGGGCCUCGGUCAUGAGGUUCAGGCUUAAAACAUAUUUCUGAAAAGUAUCUGAAGUAAAUCUGAUGCAUCUUCUAUUUCUUUACCUAUUUUGCACUACGCUUACCCACACAUGAUUAAAAUAAGUCUAUUGCUUUAAUGUAUUCUAAAUAUUUAUAAACAUUUACAAUAAUUUUGUGUGUUUAUGCUGAAAAAAAAAUAAAGAUUUUAUUCUUAUUUA